AUUGAUUUGAUUGUACCGAUUGUGACAAUGAUGGAAUUUAUCAUAUUCGUUGGCUGGAUGAAAGUUGCCGAAGGCCUGUUGAAUCCGUUCGGCGAAGACGAUGAUGAUUUCGAAUGCAAUUUUCUGCUUGACAAGAAUUUGGCAGUCUGUUUCACUAUUAUAUGUUCAAAUUUUUUUAGCCCAACAUCGCUUUGUAUCGUUGAUGACGCAUCAAAUGAUGCACCCGAGUUAGAAAAAGAUCUGUUCUGGUCGAGUAGCGAAGUGGACGCAAUUUAUUCAAAGGAAUCCGCCGAAGAUAACAUCAAUCCACUCGUCGGCUCCGCUACCCUAGCUCGGUACACAUGA
Messenger RNA from Gongylonema pulchrum, 345 nucleotides. Lineage: Eukaryota; Metazoa; Nematoda; Chromadorea; Rhabditida; Gongylonematidae. The record is from the annotation of a GenBank genome assembly.